This is a messenger RNA of Mucor mucedo, 862 nucleotides long. RefSeq lists its product as uncharacterized. The record is from RefSeq and is a predicted model, not a curated record. Lineage: Eukaryota; Fungi; Mucoromycota; Mucoromycetes; Mucorales; Mucoraceae. Gene Ontology annotation, biological process: kinetochore assembly; mitotic sister chromatid segregation; protein localization to kinetochore. Gene Ontology annotation, cellular component: nucleus; chromosome, centromeric region. The coding region runs from base 31 to 729 and encodes 232 amino acids. The transcript is spliced from 4 exons.
UCUCUCUCUUCUUUCUUUUUUGUAUACUUCAUGGCAAAACACGACGAUUUCAUUGACCACACUCUACUAGUGGAAAUAUUUGGCUUCUUGCCAUCAGAACUCAUUGACGAAUUAUACGAUGCCAUGAACCUCUGCCUUUAUAAUAUCACACAAGGCUUCAUUGUGCAUUUUACUUCACUAUGUCCUGAAAAGGAAGCUGAAAUAAAAGAGGCCAUUCGAAGCUUUGAAUUACGCACAGAACUAGAACUGGACCGUUCAUUUAACAAGUUUCAAGGAUACAUGCUGAAAAGCAUCUUUAGAAUACCCGAAAAACUCGAUAUCAAACCUGCUUAUUUAGAAGACAUCCAGACUAACCUCACACCCGACCACGAGAAAAUAUUGGAUUUACAGCUAACUCAAAUCAGAGAGGAACUGGUCACUCAACUUAAAUUGCAACAUUAUCUGAAUAAUGCGAUACGAGACCUGCAAGAUAAGUCAGACCAAUUGGACGACUGCAUCAAUGUGGUUUCCUUUCUAUCAGAUGCCCCAAAGAAACACAAAGUGGAGGAUCCCGUAUACAGUUUGGAAUGUCUGAAAAUUAAUCUAGAUACUCUAAAAAAAUCUAUCCUCACAACCAUCCCCGAAUUACAGACAAAAUUAAAAACCAUGGAGCCAGAGCAACGGACACUCGAGCUUCGAUCUGCACUACGAACCCAUAUCAACUCAACACUGGGCCAAUUAAAAAAAUAAAUAACCCUUUUUUUUUUUAGGAUACGACUUUAAUAACACCAUCUCGGUCUGCACUAAUGAUUAAGGGAUACGUUGUUUCUGUCACAAGAAUAAUAUCUGUAAUAGCAUCUGUGUGAUUUCUCAUUAAAUAUUG